This is a messenger RNA of Striga asiatica, 372 nucleotides long. Lineage: Eukaryota; Viridiplantae; Streptophyta; Magnoliopsida; Lamiales; Orobanchaceae. The record is from the annotation of a GenBank genome assembly.
AUGAAAUUGGCUCUACUACUCGUGGCCAUGGCCGCAACCUCACUCGCGGCCCGGCCCGGGCCCGUGGGCUAUUGGGGCAAUUACAUGCCACCUGUAGGCGGGUAUGGUGGCGGUUCUAAUUACAUGCCACCUGGAGGCGGGUAUGGUGGCGACAUGCCACCUGGAGGCGGGUACGGUGGCGGUUCUUACAUGCCACCUGGCGGUGGUUAUCAGGGGCCAUCUGGAUCAGGGUAUGGGUACGGGUACGGGUCUGGUGGCAAUUAUCCGGGGACACCUGGAUCCGGGUAUAGGUACGGGUACGGAGCUACUGUUACGUGCCCUAGCAAGUGUCAUAAGACUCCGAACAAGACUGAGCAGAACUCGGCCGGGUAG